Cuscuta campestris is the source of this 1847-nucleotide messenger RNA. The record is from the annotation of a GenBank genome assembly. Lineage: Eukaryota; Viridiplantae; Streptophyta; Magnoliopsida; Solanales; Convolvulaceae.
CGCACUAUCUUUUUCCCUCCCCUCCCUUUUUCCAGCGCAACGAAGAAAGAGCACCGAAGAAGAAGAAGAAGAAGAAGAACAAUGGAAUUGUUUAGUCGGCGGGAUCCGCGUCUUCUUGAUGACUACACCUUCCUCCUCUCACCUGCCUGAUCCCCUUCCUUUCAUUCCCUUUUUACUCCCAAUAGAUUUCGUGCGUUUCUUCUCCAGUAUCCUCUCACAAACCAAUUUCAGAUUUUUCCCACCACCAUUUUCUUGAAAUUCUGAAAGCUGUUUUCCAGGUCUUCCUUGGAUUCUCAGAUAUUCCCGCGGAUAAAAAAGAUCUGGGUCUUCUUGAUUUCCGGUUCGCAUUGGGGUUUGAAGAUUGAAUUGUGGGGUGAAAUUUUGCGUUUUUUUUUCUCUCCGGGAGAAAAAGGUGAGAAUUUGACUUAACCAUGUUACCUAAAGAUCAGCAUCAGUCGACCCCAUUGUCUGUGUUGUUGAAGCGUGAAUUAGCAUCUGAGAAGAUCGAAAAGCCUGAAAUUUUUCAUGGUCAAGCCAGCCAGAGCAGGAAAGGAGAAGACUUUACCCUUCUCAAGACUGAAUGCGAAAGGGUUCUUGGAGAUGGGGUUACCACCUAUUCCGUUUUUGGGUUAUUUGAUGGACAUAAUGGGUCAGCAGCUGCUAUAUACUCCAAAGAAAAUCUAUUCAAUAACAUUUUGAGAGCAAUCCCAUCAAACCUCAACAGAGAUGAAUGGGUUUCUGCGUUGCCAAGGGCUUUGGUUUCUGGGUUCGUGAAAACAGAUAAAGAUUUCCAAGAAAGAGGGCAAAUAUCAGGGACAACAGCCACCUUUGUUAUAAUUGAAGGAUGGGUUGUAACGGUUGCAUCCGUUGGUGAUUCUCGGUGUGUUCUUGAAUCAGCCGAAGGGGAGAUAUAUUAUCUUUCAGCAGAGCACAGACUUGAAUGCAACAUAGAGGAGAGAGAACGCAUUAUAGCAAGUGGAGGACAGGUUGGCCGGCUCAAUACCGGUGGUGGGACAGAGAUCGGUCCUUUGAGAUGUUGGCCUGGUGGGUUAUGCCUCUCAAGAUCCAUUGGAGAUACAGAUAUUGGUGAAUUCAUUGUUCCUGUCCCUUAUGUAAAACAAGUAAAGCUCUCUUCAGCGGGUGGGAGGCUUAUUAUAGCAAGUGACGGUGUCUGGGAUGCCUUAACCACUGAAACAGCUUUUGAAUGUUGUCGCGGGAUGCCACCAGAGACUGCUGCCUCACAAAUUGUUAAAGAAGCCAUAGAACCUAAAGGUCUACGAGACGACACGACCUGCAUUGUGAUUGAUAUACUACCCGUAGAGAAGCCGAGCCCACCAAUGGCACAGCCCAAAAAGAAUGGAAAAGGAGUGUUCAAGGUCAUGUUUGGCAAAAAGAAUCGCGAAUCGUCUUCAGAAGCAGAGAGAGAUUCUUUCCAAAUGGAUGUUGUUGAGGAACUGUUUGAGGAAGGGUCAGCUUUACUUGCAGAAAGGUUUGAUAUGAGAUAUCCGGUUUGUAAUAUGUUCAAGCUGUUCGUUUGUGCGGUGUGUCAAGCGGAGAUAAAACCCGGAGAGGGUAUUUCGGUAAAUGCAUCAGGAUCCGGAGAUUCAAGAAAGCGGAGGCCGUGGGAUGGUCCUUUCCUCUGCCUGAGCUGCCAAGAGAAGAGAGAGGCAAUGGAAGGGAGAUAAUGACCAAAUCUGCCCCCCCAAGGAAUGGAAGAGAUAGUGAACUUGGCUUUCAUUCUAACAUUCCAUGGCAGUUCUCUCCUCCAUUUUAAGCCCUCAUGCUUUUGGAGGACCAUGGCAAAUACUUACACUACAUAAUAGCUCCAAUAGAAACUUGAGACUUUA